This is a messenger RNA of Mya arenaria, 2747 nucleotides long. Its product is annotated as neuroligin-2-like. The record is from RefSeq and is a predicted model, not a curated record. Bases 463 to 2265 code for a protein of 600 amino acids. The transcript is spliced from 2 exons. Lineage: Eukaryota; Metazoa; Mollusca; Bivalvia; Myida; Myidae.
CAUUUGAAUUACACUUGCAUACCUAAUCGGGGGCAUUCGUCACUAACAGUGACAGCUUUUCACCAGAAGAUGACCUGUUAUGGAUUUGAGAUCAGAAGAGUUCAAACAUAUUCAAUAUGUUUUAAACGAAGCGGCGCUCUGGAGUUGAAUGCUUAACAAAUAUUGACUGUGUUGUAUUUACUUUAUAAUGACGUCACCGUAUUGAUUAUAUUUUGAAGUGUUAUUUCAGAUUUGAGGUGACAUUUACUAUGCGAUGUCAAGAAGAAUUUAUUCCACACCGGGCAUGAUUGUGCUGAUAACGACAAUCACGAUAUCUCUGUAAAUGAGAAAAUUACAUAUGUGUAUACUGAAUAAGGAACUACUACUGUUUGAAAUGUAUUGUAGCACUUAUCACACGUGUGGAAUAUAGACCGCAAAAUAUCUAAUAGUUCAUUAUAUGUAUUGUAUAACAGCGUGAAAAACAUGUCAAGUGAAAUAUUCGGAACAGUCAUCACUAUCUCUCUAUUAGCAUCAGUGCGUGCUUUUUUAUUUGAUGAUGCUAGAUUACAUGUACACACUGGAGUAGGGGAGAUUGCUGGAUACACGGUAGACUUACAAUUUGAAGGUACGGUAUACACUUCUCGGCAGUUCCUCGGUAUUCCGUAUGCAGAGCCCCCGCUCGGAGACAAGCGGUUCAGAAAACCCACAAUGAUGACCAAACUUCCAUCAUCGCCGUUUAAAGCGUACACGCAUGGCCCCGUCUGUCCACAGCCCCUUGCCAGCGGAUUAAAUACAUCUGAAGACUGUCUUUUUCUGAACAUUUACACGCCAAUGCCUACAAUGAAUGGUAGCAAAACACAUUCUUGGCCAGUCAUGGUGUUCAUUCACGGAGGUGGUUUCAAUAUAGGCUUUUCUAACAUCUACGACGGCUCUGUCCUAAGCGCCAUGAAUCACGUCAUCGUUGUAACAAUAAAUUACCGUCUCGGGCCGCUGGGAUUUUUUAGCACACACGAUCAGAACGCCCCCGGAAACUACGGUCUCUGGGACCAGCAUCUCGCCUUGCAAUGGGUACAGAACAACAUUGGCUAUUUUGGAGGCGACCCAGACACUAUUACAAUAUUUGGAGAAUCAGCUGGUGGUAGCAGCGUUGUUUAUCAAUCCCUCUUUGCCGGAAACAAAGGCCUCAUUAAGCGAGCAAUUGCACAGAGUGGGACCAUUGCGGGCUGGGCUGUUGACCGGUUUAAUAGCAGCUUUAAAGGUUCCAUGAACUUCGCACAUGCUCUUGGAUGUAACCGGUCAUCCUCAGCAGAUAUGAUGGUUUGUCUGCGCAAAAAACAGUCGUCUGAUAUUUCUUCAACUGCUGUUUCAGUACAGUUGCCAUUUUUUCCAAGCAACAAUGUCAACAGAUCGUGGAUACCUGUCUUGGACCAUGUCUUCGUAAAAACGGAAACCAUUGGCUUACUGUCAAAGCUUAAAUCAACCAAUUUUGUUUCAAAUUUCUCCACUUUUACUGACAUCGAAUUCAUGAUUGGCGCCAAUAGUUAUGAUGGACUUGUGUAUAUUCCAGACUGGCUUUUGUUCAUGAAUGUAACAUCAGAUGCAAGCGGGGAAUAUCCUGUUACUAUCGAGCAAAUAAAAGAUACAGUUGUACCAAGGAUUGCCCAGACCGUUCUUGGAGAGAUGCCAACACAAUCUGUCCUUGACACUAUUGCCUUUGAGUACACGCCAUGGGCUGACCGUACGAAUACGACCCUCUUGCUAAAGACCAUGAUCGAUAUCUGUACAGAUAGUUUAUUGUACGCCCCGUCUCUGCUUACCGCCCGUGGUCAUCAGCGAGGGACAAAGAACACGUAUAUGUACAAAUUCUCUGUCGCACCGCCAAGGAGUUUCAUGCCGCCUCCUCCAAGUCUUCUAGGGGAGCGCGUAGCCUCGCACACAGACGAACUGGUGUUUUUAUUUGGGUUUCCGGCAUCGGGGCUUAUGCAAGCCCUUGAUUUCACCAUUGCUGAUGUCACUCCGGAAAUGCUCAAUGUUUCGAAGAUCAUGAUGAGAAUGUGGACAAACUUCGCUAUUUCAGGAUCGCCGAACAACCCCGUUAGUCUGGAAAAUGUUUACCCCGGAUUGAAUUGGCCAGAGUUUGGCACCGAAAGUGGCCAGUACCUUGAUAUCGAGCCGCGCAUGUCCGCCAACUCGAGAGGCGAGCGCCUAGCCGCUCGAGCAGACCGCUUCUGGAACACAAUUGUUCCCGAUCUGCAGGCCAGCACCAGAGGAAAUAUUUGCCUCUAGAUAAUCCUUUUUCGUUUUUUGGAAUGUUCAUUUAUACAAAACGUACUUCUUUACUUAUGUUUAAUAUGGGUAAUAUUAUUCUGAACCGCACUAUCAAGGACGUAUAAUUGCAUGUCUCAAAUUUGAUGAACAAAUUACGGUUUAGAGGACAAAUUUCAGACAUAUCGAAUCUUUCAAUUUAACACCGAUGUUUUGGGUAUUUUCAAUAAUUAUUUCCACCAGUUAAUCUGUAAGAAAAACGUGUUUUUUUAAUCAAAAUACUUUAACAUAAUUUAAGUUAUGUCAGAUAAUGUAUCCAAAAGACGAAGAAGUGAAAACAAAUGGCUAAAAAAUACGUCAGCAUUUCUGAUCUUAUUCUUCGAUGUAGAAAAUGUUUGUUUUUAUCGGACACAUGUAUAACAAUGACGUCAAAUAUAAUAUUGGACAUAGGACAUAAUAUGCUCAUAUGCUUUUCUUUAUGAAAUAUAUUUUAAUUGCUUCUG